Trachymyrmex cornetzi is the source of this 2020-nucleotide messenger RNA. Its product is annotated as FERM, RhoGEF and pleckstrin domain-containing protein 1-like. Gene Ontology annotation, molecular function: guanyl-nucleotide exchange factor activity. Bases 168 to 1901 code for a protein of 577 amino acids. The record is from RefSeq and is a predicted model, not a curated record. Lineage: Eukaryota; Metazoa; Arthropoda; Insecta; Hymenoptera; Formicidae. The transcript is spliced from 11 exons.
AUUUCGGGUCCGACAGAGAUUCACAGCAUUGCUGUUCUGCCUCGUUUUAUCUGUUGUUUUUUACCGAAUUGAAUAUUGAAUUUCUUCGUUUUCUUCUCCUUCCCCUGCGAUGUGGCCUGUCCUUUUCUUUUUUUUUUCCGUUCUUCAUACCGUAUCUCUUUAUCGCAAUGCCGGAUUCGUCGUUCGACACGGAUGACACUACGUAUGUUCAAGCUGAAAAGCAGGAGAUAUCUAAUCAACGGGAGAAUAAUAAUUCUGUAUAUACUGCUGAGAAAUCGCCGGAUAAACGAACAACGAAUGGCGGAGUCGAGAUGAACAAUGCGAGCAUCGUAAACUCGCCGGAUCUCAGCCCGAUAAAAAAUAUACGAAACGGGGAAGCAGAAGAAACAGAAGUUAGAAAAACAAAGAGAUGGCCAACCGAUAAAGCUUAUUACAUAGCUAAGGAGCUUCUCAUGACAGAACGAACUUACAAGAAGGAUUUGGAUGUUAUUAAUGUGUGGUUCCGCGAGGAAGUUUCUAGAGAAGCGGCAUUAGAAGGGGAGACGGUAGUGUCUUUAAUCGAGCUACUCGCCGACGUACAUGGACCCUGCCUUCAAGAAAUGGAGGCACGGCUGGCACGUUGGGAGAGCAACGCUCGUCACAAUAUCGGUGACUUUUUAUACAAUACGCUUCUAAACAUUCUGCCUCUCUACGACCAAUAUCUGGAAAAUCUCAUCCCGGUAUUGGAGAAAAUGGAAUACUCCAUGCGAACGUCGCGACGUUUCGACCAGCUCUGCCGUGAUUUCGAGUCGCAGAAGCAUUGCUAUUUGCCAUUAACUUCAUUCCUUUUGAAACCUCUACAACGAUUAUUGCAUUAUAACAGUAUUAUUGACAGAUUACUGGAUCAUUAUCCAAAAGAUCAUACCGAUUUUGAGGAUUGUUUGGCAGCGAGAGACAGACUCGGCGAAACAUUGCUCGAGGGACUCACGAUUAUAAAUCAAGCGGAAAAUUUAGUGCAGUUAUGCGAAAUGCAAAGAGACAUUACUGGUUUUGAUAAUCUAGUACAAGAAGGACGAAGGUUUAUCAGGCAAGGAUGCCUGCAGAAGUACAGCCGUAAAGGUUUUCAACAGCGUAUGUUCUUCUUGUUCUCAGACGUAUUACUGUAUACAUUCCGUACCCAACAACCAACGCAAUGUUUCCGUGUGCAUGGCCAACUACCAUUGAAAGGAAUGAAGAUUCAAGAUGCAGAUAACAAGACUGGAACAGAUUUUGCUUUUAUUAUCGAUGGACAAGGAAAUCAAUCAUUAACAGUUGCAGCAAGCAACGAAGAAGAGAAAGAGAGAUGGAUAGAAGAUUUAAACAUGGCUAUAGUACAGAUUGAUGCAUCGGAUGCGAAAAUGCCGUAUUUAAGUUUAAAAUCUUGUAUUCUAGGUUCAGCCGAUGAAGUGGGAGAUGGUGUAGGAUUAGAAGUAGAUCGAACUAGUUGCGGAGGUGCGAAGGCCUCACAACGUAGCAAUACUACAGUUCACGUUUGUUGGCAUCGUAAUACAAGUAUUAGUUACAGUGAUCAACUACGAGCGUUUCAAAACCAGCUUAGUGGAUUUCUUCUACGGAAAUUCAAGAAUAGCAAUGGUUGGCAAAAGCUUUGGGUUGUAUUUACUAACUUUUGUUUAUUCUUCUACAAAUCUCAUCAAGACGACUUCCCAUUAGCUUGUUUGCCAUUAUUAGGAUAUGCUGUUUCUACACCAUCAGAAAAAGAUGGGAUCAACAAGGACUUUGUAUUUAAGUUACAAUUCAAAAACCAUGUAUAUUUCUUUCGAGCGGAAAGUGAUUACACUUUUGGGAGAUGGAUUGAAGUCAUUCGAAGUGCAACUCAACAAAGUCAUGUGCCCACUAGUAUGAAUGGAAAAGAAGAGUAUUAGAACUAAAUUUACAUGGAUAUAUAAUUACCGAAAUAUAUAUAUAUAUAUAUAAUUAUUAAGAUUAGAAAUAGUUAAGAUUAUAGAAUCCUGUUACGAAGUGUAGUUUAAAAAUGAUAUAC